CCACUGCCGCCGGCUCUUCAUCUCCCGUAUCCAAGUCUUGCCAGCGAUCGUCUCGUUCGCGCCUGCCUCUGGCCCUUUGUUUCCUACUCCAGCUCAAAAACACCCACCACAGCCGGCCAUUUUCUUGGACAAACCCGUGGACCCAGUCAUGGAUCAAUCUAGCCCCCAGGAGCCAUACUCCUUCAGCUCCUUCCAGCCCAAGACCAACCUUCCCUACCCAACCGUGCCCCCGCAGUUGACCCAAUUUCGGACUGGUAGCAGCCUCCCAUUCCAGCCGCUCUCUGAAGUGGAGUCGGACCCGAUCACUAACAAAAGCGGGUUCUGGGCGGAAGGCGAUGCCCAAGAGAGCGCAAUGUCCUCCAGGGAAAUCCUAGUUUAUGCUGGACUCAAGUUUCUUGCAUCGGCCCUUGUCUGCCCCUUCGAGGCCGUCAAUAUUCUCAGGCAAAUUCAAUAUAGCCCCUCGGACUUCCAUCAGGCCCAGCUCUCGAUGUCGGAUGAACCCGGAGCCACCCACACCAACCACCCACCGGAUCUGGAACAGGAUUUUGAAGAUUCAGAUACCGCAGCUGGCGACCAGUCGGAUCCAUACCACCUCGCUUCCACCCAGCCCCAGAAGCAUGACAAUCGGCAAUACCGGGGCCCAAAAUCGUCUGUAGACUCGGCAGGGUAUCUAAUUCAAACAUCGUUCGAUAGAAACGACCCAACCCGUCCUGCGUUCAAACUUCCGAUACUGGAAGGAUCCGCCUUUUCUUCUAUUGCCCAGAUUGUGCGCCAGGAAUCGCUCGCUUCCCUAUGGAAAGGUCAAUUUUCCCAUUGGUGCUUUGAUAUGAGCCACAUGUUCAUGCAACCCUCUGUGGAAACAAUGCUCAACGACACCUUUGAAAUCGCGGAUGCAUCCAUUCCCCUUGUUCAUCUGCAGCACCCUGGACCGAAUCUCACCACCAUUGUGGCGAGCUAUGCCCUGACUGGAUUCAUUCUCUCCCCGCUAGAUCUCGUGCGGACACGCUUGAUUGCCCAGACUGCUCACCGCCACCAUCGAAAAUAUAAGGGUACACUCCACGCGCUGUCGACUGUCCUCGAGGAAGAAGGUCUCACCACGCUCUAUUUCGGAACUCACUGCCUUCCCACCUUGAUCCACUUCACUGUCCAACCAUUCUUUAAGAACGCCACGCAGCUGAUCAUCCAGCGAUGGCUGAGGUUGUCUUCGGAUGAGUCGCCCCUCACCGUCCUUGUGGCUGAAGUUGGUCUGAUCGGGCUCGAAAUAUUCAUCUCCAUGCCGAUCGAGACAGUCAAGCGUCGACUCCAGUGCCAGGUAUCGACGCCGUUUCCCAAAGAGCCCAAAUACGAAACCAUGAUUCAGCAGAGCAAGAUACCCUACACGAGCUUUUGGGACUGCUUCUGGCGAAUUAUCAAGGAAGAAGGUGGGGUCAGAGUCAAGGGCCGUCAUGGUAAAGUGUCACGCCGCAGAGGCUGGCUGAGUACCUGGGGGCUCAAGGGUCUGUACAAAGGCUGGAAGCAGCGCCUCGCCGCCAGAAUUCUGCUAUUGCUGCUCAACACUCUCACCAAUGCUCUUGAAGAUUCGGAACCAUGAUCGAUCGCCGCGCGUCAUCAGUCGGAAUCUUCGAACCUACCUUCCGCCGCCCAUCAUCGAUUCGAGAUGCAGCACAGCUUAUUAGGACUACCUACCAUAUCUUGACCAUUGAAUACAUGUCCACUGCGACUG
This is a messenger RNA of Polychytrium aggregatum, 1723 nucleotides long. Its product is annotated as mitochondrial carrier domain-containing protein. The coding region runs from base 149 to 1591 and encodes 480 amino acids. The record is from RefSeq and is a predicted model, not a curated record. The transcript is spliced from 5 exons. Lineage: Eukaryota; Fungi; Chytridiomycota; Chytridiomycetes; Polychytriales.